Molecule: messenger RNA, 849 nt
Organism: Phytophthora sojae
Lineage: Eukaryota; Oomycota; Peronosporomycetes; Peronosporales; Peronosporaceae
Exons: 2
Coding region: 1-849 (282 amino acids)
Source: RefSeq, a predicted model, not a curated record
AUGACGACGGCCGAGAGCUUCGGCGUGAGGCUCAAGCGGAAGGUGCUGAGUGCCGAGACGAAGCUCUUCGAGUGGCGGCCAUGCAGCUGCUCGAUCCUGGCUCGCGAUGGCAAGUUGUUACUGCAGUUGCAGACGCCACCACAAGAUGAAGACGCGCACAGCGAGCUCGAGAACGAGACGGAGACGGUCACCAUCGACUUGGCCACGCAACUGCUCAACGUCGUGCCCAAGAAGAACAAGGCGCGCUGCGACCUCGAGUACUACGCGCCCGUCGCCACCAUGAGCGGCCAAGUGCUGAAAGAGGAGCUCAUGGCGCCGUCCGCCACUCACUGCCAGCAAUGGAUCACGCAGGUGCGGCGUGUCCAGCAGCAAGCGCAUCAGCAACGUAGACCCACUUCCAGCGCCUCGACGAGGUCAGGAGCGUCGCCCGUUGCACCGCUGCCGUCGCCACUCACAAGCCACAACGGCGGGUCCUCUCAAGCUGAGCUGCACAUUCUGCAGCGCGUCGAGGCGGCUCUGCGUGCUCUUGAACUUGAGAAUGCUCAGGCCAAAACACGUGAGCGGGAGCUGGUCCAGGAGAUCCAAACACUACGCGAUGGCGCGCGCGUAGCUGCAGCUGAGCGGAAACACAUCGAGCAGGAAUACCGUCACGCACGGCGCGAAGUUGACUCGUGGAGACGUGCAGCGCAGAGUGCCGAGGCUGCAGCAGCACAACUGCAAGAACAACUUGGCAUCGCGCGCGAGGAGAACCAGCUCUUGGCCGGCGAAAAGAUGCGCCUCAAACGCCAGAACAGCGAGUUGUUAAACCAGGUGCAUCGUCUCGAUUCGCUUGUCUACGGCCGGUUCUAG